Corvus hawaiiensis (hawaiian crow) is the source of this 989-nucleotide messenger RNA. RefSeq names its product acrosin-like. NCBI's taxonomy places the organism in Eukaryota, Metazoa, Chordata, Aves, Passeriformes, Corvidae. Gene Ontology annotation, biological process: acrosome reaction; proteolysis. The record is from RefSeq and is a predicted model, not a curated record. The transcript is spliced from 5 exons. Gene Ontology annotation, molecular function: serine-type endopeptidase activity. Bases 93 to 989 code for a protein of 298 amino acids.
CGGGCAGCGCGGCUGCUGCGGGCACUGCGGCUGUGGCUGUGCUGCUGCCCGGAUCCCUCAGUGCUUGCAGCUGACACGUGCCUCUGGCAGCCAUGAAUUGGCUCGGCCUCCUCGUCCUGCUGACCGCUGCCGGGCUGGCGCACGGCACAUGGGACAACUGUGGAGGGACCUGCGGACUUAGACCCAUGGUGUCUGACUCUGCGAACAGAAGUCAUGACUUCAGCAUGACACGCGUCGUGGGUGGCACGAAUGCCAAGCCAGGGGCCUGGCCCUGGAUCGUCAGCAUCCAGCUUCCCAGGGUAGCAGGCACAAAGCAUCUAUGUGGAGGAUCCCUCAUCAGAGCCAAGUGGGUCCUCACAGCAGCCCACUGCUUCGACUUCAUUUUUAAUGUCAGUACCCUGUACGUGGUGAUUGGGGCCACCCAGUUGACUCAGCCAGGUCCUGGUGCAGAAGUGCGCCGAAUUAAGAAGCUACUGCAUCAUGAAAAAUAUAAGAGACAUGACAUGAGCAAUGACAUUGCCUUGCUGGAACUGAACAAGCCUGUCCAGUGCAGUUCCUACAUCCAGCUGGCCUGUGUGGCUGAUGCUAUCCUAGGAGUAUCAGUGUCACAUGCGCAUAACUGCUGGGUUGCUGGCUGGGGUGCCACCAGUGCAAAAGCUCAAAAAUCAAGUGAUCACCUGCAGGAGGCCAAGGUCCAGCUCAUCAAUGCCAAGCUCUGCAACAGCAGCGGCUGGUACGCAGGGGAAAUCCACACCCACAACCUGUGUGCUGGUUACCCACAGGGCACCAUCGACACCUGCCAGGGUGACAGCGGUGGUCCUCUCAUGUGCCAAGACAACAACGCUGACUACUGGUGGGUCAUCGGAGUGACCAGCUGGGGAAAAAGCUGUGGCAGAGCACGGCGUCCUGGAAUCUACACCUCCACUCAGUUCUUCUACAACUGGAUCCUGGUCCAGAUGGGCACAAUGAAUGUUGAAAAUGCUUCUUGA